AACGCGCGGGGCUGGUCCAGGGUUCACGGGAACUCGGCCUCGGGCAAAGCUUCACCACAACAACUACCCCGGCCGUUGUGGUCAUACCGGUAGUCAAUUGUCGCGGUUACAUACAGUUGGUGUACCGCUGCACGAUAAUUUUGAUCAUUGCAGAUUUAUCACUCACGAAGGCCAAUAUCAUCCAGAAAUUUGAGAAUCGUUCAUCGACACCUUUCACGAUGGCGCUCGGAACCUACAAGGACCUCAGCGUGGAGCGACGCGGGCAGGUCUUCAUCGUCACCAUGCAGAAGAAGCCAGAAAACCGAAUCAACGUGGAAUUCGCCCAAGAGAUUAUUCGUGCAUUCCGUGAUAUCGAAAAAGAACUGGGACCCGACAGCGAAGGCGCCGUGAUCACGCGAGGAAGCGAUGCCAAAUUCUGGUGCACGGGGCUCGACUUGGACGAAGCCGAAACCAACCCGUUCGCAAACAGCGAUGGGUUCUUCCCGCUUCUCGCCACGAUCCUCGACUUUCCAUUUCCCACCAUCGCCCUCAUCACCGGCCACACGUUCGGCGGCGCCGUCCCCUUCUCCCUGUCCCACGACUACCGCAUCAUGAACUCCAAGCGCGGCUUCAUCUCGAUGCCCCCGGUCAACCUCGGGCUUCACUUCCCGGGCAUCGGGGCGCUUCCCCGCCUGAAGCUGCGACCGCAGAUCGCCCGACAGAUGCUCCUGGAAGCGCACAAGUGGACCGGAAAGGAGGCAUACGCCGACGGGAUCGUCGACGCGGUGGCGGAGCCGGAGGAGAUGCUGGAGGCGGCGGUGAAGCUUGCGGAGAAAUGGCAGAGUAAGUCGAAGAUGGGGGUCUAUAGUGUGUUGCGAAGCGAGCUCUAUGGCGAGGCGCUGGACAAGCUCCGGUCCAUUAGCUAUGUGCACGGGAAGAGGGUGACAGCUCCGGCCAAAGCGAAGAUCUAAUUACUAUCAAUCGAAGUCUGUUCACUGCGUGCAGAAGCAAUAUGUACCGAUCUAUCUCGUUUCAUUAAUAAGUGAAAAAAAGUAUGGUCGAAUAUUCUCGCACUUGGAAGUCUUAGUCACGCGAUUUAUGACUUCUCACUAAUUCCUAUCCACGCUGUUACAAUCCCCAUCUUUUCCACUACCAUUUCUGUCCUGAUAAUGGUCUGCACGGCCAUGGUCUUUGUAACUUAGUCGUGUCGAUCUUAUUGGGAUCCAUCCGCGCGACCGUCAUCCGGUCCUAGGUAGCUAGACAUCGCAUACCAGCACUGAAAUCCCAGUAGACUCGGGAGGUUCGGCUCCCUUGUCUUCAUCGUG
Eremomyces bilateralis CBS 781.70 is the source of this 1304-nucleotide messenger RNA. RefSeq names its product ClpP/crotonase. Gene Ontology annotation, molecular function: delta(3)-delta(2)-enoyl-CoA isomerase activity; enoyl-CoA hydratase activity. The transcript has 2 exons. Gene Ontology annotation, biological process: fatty acid beta-oxidation. The record is from RefSeq and is a predicted model, not a curated record. Gene Ontology annotation, cellular component: peroxisome. Lineage: Eukaryota; Fungi; Ascomycota; Dothideomycetes; Eremomycetales; Eremomycetaceae. Bases 219 to 950 code for a protein of 243 amino acids.